AUACCAAAGAAUUUUACAAUAUCAAGUUGUGUGAGGCUACUGAAGCUUCUCUAUAGCCUUAUCCAGAUGAACACAUGUGUUCCCAAAAUUGCAAGUAUUUUCUUUGCAAAAACUCUAUUCCCUUGGACAAGAAUUGACUUCAAAUGGCUUCUAAUCUUGUAAAAUUUCAUUCUUCAUUCCAGUUCAAGCUGAACACAACAAGUUCCUUAAGUUUUUUAGGAUCAAAACAACAACUUAACAAUCUUUAUCACUCUAUUUUCUUCACAAAACCCAAGUCAGAUUUUUCACCUCUUCAAUGUUCACUAUCUUCUCCUACUCCACCUAUAACUAAAGAAGAUGCCGUUUCUCAAGCAAAAUUCUCUCUGUCAACUACUUUAGAGAAACCCCUUAACAAUCCCAAACUCAUAGGGAAAAUCAAGAAACUCAAACAACCAAGAUUUCGUGUCGAAAUUCCAGUUGUUGAUGACUCCCCAUCUGCAUUAGCCCAACUUGCUUUUGACAUUUUUGGAGAAAUGCCCAUCAAAAGAAAAGCCCCAAACAUCAAGAUUCUACUUUUAUGGCCUAACCAAACCUUAACCCAAGCUGCACAAGCAGAAUUUGAAAAGAAGAAAUCUUCAAACCCCAUCAUUGAAAAUUUAGAUAUUUCAUCAAGAAUUGAAAUUUCUGCUGAUGUGGUAGUGUUUAUGGCUCCAGAGGCUUCAAUAUUGACUGUAAUGAAGGAGAUUUCUGAUACAUUGUACCCAAUGCCUGUCGUGAUUUUUAAUCCUAAAUGGGGUUUUGAUGAAGAGAGUAGUUUUGGUGAGUUGAGUGGAUUUGUAGGUUCAUUUGAGGUUGUGUAUUCAUUUAUGGGAUUGGAAGUUAGAGGGAUAUUGAGUAAUAGAAAAGGGGUGAUGUUUAAAUGUGUUAAAGAUGGUGUUUUGAGUGGUGAGAAAUGGUAUGUGUUCGUCGAAGAAGAUGGAGAGUUGAAAGUGGUUUCAAGGUUUAAAGCAAGGCCAUCAAUUGUUGAAGUUGAGAAUGUUUUGUAUAACUUGAUGGCCGUGAAUUCGCCAAUCACGAAAUCAGCUAAGUUCUUGAAAGAUUUGGUGUCAAAUGUUAGGGGGAAAAAGUAAAGCACAAGCAAUUCAAGGUAUUACAACUCACAUCAUUUCAACUUUAGGAUAGCUAUCCUUUGCAAUGAUAUUAUUGUUUUUUCGAGAUUUUGUUCUUCCUAGAACAGUUACAGUAUGAAGUCCAUGUACUAGCUUUGCCAGGUUCAAAACUUUAACAUGGAAGAACAAAUAAUAACCUAUUGGCUGCAUGAACUAAGCAUCAACAUAUGUACUAUUAUUGCAAUGAGGUGAAUUAAUUAUUA
Messenger RNA from Solanum lycopersicum (tomato), 1351 nucleotides. RefSeq lists its product as uncharacterized. The record is from RefSeq and is a predicted model, not a curated record. Lineage: Eukaryota; Viridiplantae; Streptophyta; Magnoliopsida; Solanales; Solanaceae. Gene Ontology annotation, cellular component: chloroplast.